UCCCAGGAACCCGACGGAGAGUGAGGGAACGAGGGUCGCUUUCGGGGGCUGCUGCCUUCCACGUACGCGUCGUCGUGAGGAGCGCAGCCCGGACUCUCCUGCAACCCCUCCCGCUCCCUUUUCCGCACGCCUCGAGGCAGCGGCGGCAACCGAGACAGCGUCUCACCUUCCCCCACCCCUUCCCCUUGUCCCCCCGCCCGGGAGGGCCCGGUCUGCGCCCCACCCCCGUCCGCCCGCCCGCUACGCCGCCGCCAUGUCGGCGCAGGCCCAGAUGCGCGCGAUGCUGGACCAGUUGAUGGGCACCUCCCGGGACGGAGAUACUACUCGUCAACGAAUCAAAUUCAGUGAUGACAGAGUAUGCAAGAGUCACCUUCUGAAUUGUUGCCCCCAUGAUGUCCUGUCUGGAACUAGAAUGGAUCUUGGAGAAUGUCUGAAAGUCCAUGACCUGGCUUUAAGAGCAGAUUAUGAAAUUGCAUCCAAAGAACAAGAUUUUUUCUUUGAACUCGACGCUAUGGAUCAUCUAAAGUCAUUCAUUGCAGAUUGUGAUCGAAGAACAGAAGUGGCUAAGAAAAGAUUAGCAGAAACUCAGGAAGAGAUUAGUGCUGAAGUUGCAGCAAAGGCAGAACGUGUUCAUGAGUUAAAUGAAGAAAUCGGUAAAUUGUUGGCUAAGGUGGAACAGCUAGGAGCUGAAGGGAAUGUGGAGGAAUCCCAGAAAGUAAUGGAUGAAGUAGAGAAAGCACGGGCAAAGAAAAGAGAAGCAGAGGAAGUUUAUCGGAAUUCUACGCCAGCUUCCAGUUUCCAGCGGCAGAAACUUCGAGUCUGUGGAGUUUGCUCUGCCUAUUUAGGUCUUCAUGAUAAUGACAGACGACUGGCUGAUCAUUUUGGGGGUAAACUGCACCUGGGAUUUAUUGAAAUAAGAGAGAAGCUUGAAGAAUUAAAGAGAGUUGUAGCUGAGAAGCAGGAGAAAAGAAACCAGGAACGCCUGAAAAGAAGAGAAGAAAGGGAGAGAGAAGAAAGGGAGAAGCUGAGGAGGUCUCGAUCACAUAGCAAGAAUCCUAAAAGAUCCAGGUCCAGAGAGCAUCGCAGACAUAGGUCUCGCUCCAUGUCACGGGAACGGAAAAGGAGAACUCGAUCCAAAUCCCGGGAGAAACGCCAUCGCCACAGGUCCCGCUCCAGCAGCCGUAGUCGCAGCCGCAGCCACCAGAGAAGUGGGCACAGUUCUAGAGACAGGAGCAGAGAGCGAUCCAGGAGGAGAUCCUCAAAAGAGAGAUUCAGAGAACACAACUUAGCAUCACGUGACAGAGACAGGAAUUCAAGAGACAGAUCACCUCGUGACAGAGAUCGAACAGAUAAGAAGCGGUCCUAUGAGAGCGCUAAUGGCAGAUCAGAAGACAGGCGGAGCUCUGAAGAGCGCGAAGUAGGGGAAAUAUAAUUAGCUGUGUACAUAUCCUCAAUCCUUAAGCUUCCUCUGGAGUUACAUACUAUUGUUUAGUUUACAGCUGUUCAGGGUGACACAGUGAGCAGUUCCAGACACCGAUCCAGCUAGGCCAGGUGUAUAGCAUCUAACUUGAUCUGAACUUGUUUUCUUUGAUGAAGCCUAAAACUACAUCCAUAGUUUCUGGCGAACUUGUAAUACACUUCUGAAAGUACAGUUUUAUAUAAUAAGAUGCUGGUGUCUUUAUUCUUUCUGGUAGGAGUGAUAGUGAAUGAAUUGUGUUAC
Molecule: messenger RNA, 1720 nt
Organism: Balaenoptera acutorostrata (minke whale)
Lineage: Eukaryota; Metazoa; Chordata; Mammalia; Artiodactyla; Balaenopteridae
Product: putative RNA-binding protein Luc7-like 2
Exons: 2
Coding region: 254-1432 (392 amino acids)
Biological process (GO): mRNA splice site recognition
Cellular component (GO): U2-type prespliceosome; U1 snRNP
Molecular function (GO): mRNA binding
Source: RefSeq, a predicted model, not a curated record